Molecule: messenger RNA, 2451 nt
Organism: Toxotes jaculatrix (banded archerfish)
Lineage: Eukaryota; Metazoa; Chordata; Actinopteri; Toxotidae
Product: arf-GAP with dual PH domain-containing protein 1-like
Exons: 11
Coding region: 207-1340 (377 amino acids)
Biological process (GO): positive regulation of GTPase activity
Cellular component (GO): intracellular membrane-bounded organelle; plasma membrane
Molecular function (GO): GTPase activator activity; phosphatidylinositol bisphosphate binding
Source: RefSeq, a predicted model, not a curated record
AUUGAUGGCUGUGGCACCAAUAUUAGACUGACCAUGCCCCACUCUUCAGCCACCCUCCACUUUAAAUUACAGCCCUCUUAGUAGUUGGUCAGGCGCGUUACGACGCAUUUUUACAGACCGACUCCAUUGCGACCGGCGGCAUUAAUACUUUCGAUGCAUGAGAGUUUUCACCCGCUGAGCAGGCAGCCGAGCAGAUCAAUUGCGUUAUGGCUUCGGAUCAAGAAAAGAACAGACGGCGUAUGAAACAGCUUCUUCAGAAACCUGGGAAUGGAAACUGUGCCGACUGCGGAUCUCCAGAUCCGGAGUGGGCAUCCUAUACCCUGGGUGUGUUUAUGUGUCAAAGCUGCUCAGGCUUCCAUAGAAACAUUGCUCAGAUCAGCAAAGUGAAGUCUGUCCUCCUGGAUCCCUGGAGCUCCUCUGAGGUGGAGUUUGUGGACUCUGUAGGUAAUGAUGCUGCCAAGGCCAAAUAUGAGCAAAUUGUUCCUGCCUUCUACUACCGUCCCACGCACAAAGACUGCACGCUCCUGCGGGAACAGUGGAUCCGAGCAAAGUAUGAGAGGAAGGAGUUUUUGUCUGUGGAGAGGCAGGAGCCCUACUCUGCAGGUUACAGAGAGGGGUUUCUAUGGAAACGAGGCAGAGACAACGGACAGUACCUCAGCCGAAAAUUUAUUCUGUCUGAACGGGAGGGCGUUCUGAAGUACUUCAACAAGCAUGAUGCCAGAGAGCCUAAAGCGAUAAUGAGGAUCAAUAGUGUGAAUGCCACUUUCCAACCAACGAAAAUCGGCACUGCCCAUGGCCUGCAGAUAACCUAUCUGAAGGACAACAGUACUAGGAAUAUCUUUGUUUACCAUGAGGAUGGAAAGGAAAUCGUGGACUGGUUCAACGCCAUCAGAGCAGCCAGGUUUCACUACCUGCAAGUGGCUUUUCCUGGGGCUUCCAAUUCUGAUUUGUUGCCAAAGCUAACCAGGAACUACAUAAAGGAGGGUUACAUGGAGAAGACUGGGCCAAAGCACACAGAGGGCUUCAAGAAGAGGUGGUUUACGAUGGACGACAGGAGGCUCAUGUACUUCAAAGAUCCCCUGGAUGCCUAUGCAAGAGGCGAGGUGUUCAUUGGUAGCAAGGAAAACAGCUACACUGUGCUUGCCGGCCUCCCUCCUAACAUUCAGGGCUACCAUUGGCAGUUUGGAAUUACCAUAGUGACCCCAGACAGGAAGUUCCUUUUUGCAUGUGAGACUGAAGAGGAUCAGAAAGAUUGGAUGGCGGCAUUUCAGACUGUUAUCGACAGACCAAUGCUGCCUCAGGAGUAUGCAGUGGAGGCCUAUUUUAAGCACAAACCAUGACUAUCUCGGUGUUUGAGGAACUGCUGGAGCAAGAAGUGGAGCUGGAAGAAGAAAAGGACCUGUGAUGGGUACUUGACAUCUCAUAAUAGAGGCUCUUGUAAAAUGAAACCUGACAGAGAAAAGGUUCUAAAGGUGAGACAGCUUCAACUGCAGUUACCAUUCCUACAGUUACACUUUUUACCGCCCUGCUCGUCACUCACAUUUCUUAGGGAGUCAGAAUCACUUCUAAGCUCAUGAAUGUUAGCCUAACCCAUCUGUCAUGUGAUGUGACUUACAUACUUGAAAGAGGUCAGUCAUCCUGACCUGAAUGUGCAGAAGUUAUGUACGUAUGCCUUUUUGUGUAGGAAUCAGAACCGUUGCUGCUCUGAUGUAAAGAGAUUUCAUUAUUGUGUUCUUUGUUCUUGCAAUAAUUUUCCUUGAAUUUCAACCAAGUGUACAAACUGUGCCUUUCUGGCCAGUUAUUGGCAGACUGAAAGCAUAAUCUGACACGGGACUGUAAUAUGUCAGUAAGAAGAAAUAAUACGUAGUCUACAGAUCAUCUCACAUUUUUACAUUUAUUUCCAUGUAUGGGUACAAUGAUAUUUAUUUCUUGAUUUUUAUUUAUAUUUUUAACCGUCUAUCUGCAGCUCUCAAUAUUAUGGUGUGAAGCACUGCUCGUACAAUAAGCUUUGGUUUUGCUUUUUGUACAUAUUCAAAGCUGACUGUAAAACUGCUUUGUGUGUGGUUUACUAUCAGCUUGCAUUUAUUUCUCAUUUUUGUAAAACUAUCAAAAAAAUGGAUUGAAAUAAAUUAUUUGCUUUCAUGCCAUGAUUAUUUAUCCACUAGAGGGAGACAAAGGAAAUGUUUUAAAUUUAUUAUUAAACCUCAUCAAACCAGUGACCGAAAAUGUGCAUAAAACAAUUUGUGCAAGCUCUGAAGAGAAAGGCAUGAAGAUGUUUUUGAGCAGUAUUGAGUUAAGCAAACAAUGUGAGUAUACAUCCUUCCUGCUUAAAUCACUGAAGACCCAAGACAUUAAACCUCCACUGUACACACUGUUUUAUAACUCAUGCUUGCUCUGAACCCACUGGACUCAAGUAAGAGGAGAAUUUGUCUGUGAAUUUGACAUAUAGUC